AUGGCUACAAUCAUCUCCUGCUCCGCUCUCCCUUCGAUCCGUGCCUCUUCCGGAAAACCGGAUCAGACCGGAAAGAAACCCGGUUCAUGGUGGGCUCCUCUCUUCGGCUGGUCAUCGGAACCAGAUUACGUGAAUAACAACAACAGCAAUAACAGCUCCUCCGUGAAUCUGGAAUCAGAUCUGGAUAAAACUACGCGAAGGUGUCUCACGGAGGAGAAGGCUAAGCAACUCCGCAUGAAAAUUGCACAAGUCUCCACGUUCCACGAAGUCAUGUAUCAUUCCGCGAUCGCGUCACGGCUCGCGUCUGACGUGUCCGUCCGGGUCAACGAGUAA
Molecule: messenger RNA, 333 nt
Organism: Eruca vesicaria subsp. sativa (arugula)
Lineage: Eukaryota; Viridiplantae; Streptophyta; Magnoliopsida; Brassicales; Brassicaceae
Source: the annotation of a GenBank genome assembly